CUGGAUGUGGUGCCUUCCUGCGGGUGGAACACACACUCACACACACACACUCACACUCACACUCACACACACGCACGCACGCGCAGAGGUGCUCCUCCGUUCGGCCGGCAUGUCUCUGGGACUGCGGGCCCCGGUGCUCCGGACCCCCGCCGCCGGUCCUCCCGACGCCGCCCGCAGCCGCAGCUCCUCCGCAGGGGGGGAACUUUAACUCCGGCGGCCGGAGGCGACUGUGGGGGGGGGCUGGAGGGGGGCAGAGACGUUUACGCGGGCGCUCUGCAGGAGCUGAGGCUGCGUCCUGAUUGGCUCUGGGACUGCAGCGGGGGCUGUGAGGAACACAAAGAUCACAGGGAUCACGACUCCACUUCGCCUGGACAUCUCCGUAUGACCAUGAAGCAGGCGGACAGCCUAUCCGGACCUGCAUGGACGGCGCGUGAGGCAGGCUGGACGUGCGUGAUGGAGGAGGCUGCCAGUCAGCUGGAGAGGGAGCACGUGCACAGCGUCUACCAGAAGAUCGCUCCCUAUUUCAACGACAGCCGCUACAGGGCCUGGCCAAAGGUGCAACAGUUCCUGCUGGACCUCCCGCCCGGGAGCAUCGUGGCUGACAUCGGCUGUGGCAACGGCAAGUAUCUGCACAUCAAUAAGGACGUGUUCAAGCUGGGCUGCGACGUCUGCCGCCCCCUGGUGGACUUCGCGUGGAGCCAGGGACACGAGGUCCAGAUGUGCGACGGGCUGGCUCUGCCCUACAGAGACGGAUGCUUCGACGCCGUGCUCUCCAUCGCAGUCAUUCACCAUUUGUCGACCAAAGAGCGUCGCGUUCGAGCAAUAAGGGAGAUGGCUCGCACCCUGCGGGCCGGCGGCCUCCUCAUGAUCUACGUGUGGGCCAUGGAGCAGAAACGCCGCAAGUUCGAGAAGCAGGACGUCUUCAUCCCCUGGAACCCCAAUCCCCAGCUGGCCCCCGGCUUCGGCCGAGGAAACGCCAGACCCAGGAGGAGGGCCACGGCGCAGAGCGAGAGCGAGGCCGUCGACCACUCCGAGAAGCACAGGAAGGUCCGAAGCACAUCGUCUGUGGCCGACGAGGAAGACCUGGGCGGGGGGGGCGCCCCGCAGCCGAAGCCCCACCGGCUGUGGCUCUUCUCCCGCUCUCUGGACUCCGUCUUUGACUUUGGAAGCUUGGCCAUCUCCUGGCCGUCCCCCAGAGACCUGAGCACUUUAUCCUCGAGCGCAGGGGAGAGCGAGGCUAACAAAGCUAACAAGGCUAACAAGAGCGGCCGGCGCGGGAGAGGCCGCGGCCUCAUCAAGCAGGUCUCCAGCUUCUUCUCCCCCCCGUCGGCGAUCGGCUCAGAGGAGGACGUCUUUGACUCGGUCACUAACCUGCACAAGGUACAGAGCGGUUGUGGAGGCGGCGGCAGCCCUCAGAGCGGCGGCUCAGACAGCCGGGGCGCCGCGGUGGCUUUAGCCCCCGAGUGUGGCGCCGUGGCUCUGCCAGAUCUGAUCUCUUUGCAGAGAGAGCCACCGAAGGCCCCCGGAGAGGAAAGCCAGGGACGCCCGGCGGGGGAGGCGCAGCGGGAAAGCACACAGAGGCCUCAGGGCAGCGAGGGCCCGGUGGAGGGCCCCUGUCUGAGGUACUACCACGUCUUCAGGGAGGGGGAGCUGGCAGAGCUGAUAGAGAACCACGUCGGGGAUCUUCAUGUCACACACACCUACUUUGACCACGCCAACUGGUGUGUGGUGGCACAGAAGGUUUAGUUAUGGCCCCACGUUUUAGCACUGAAUGGUAGAUUUAUUGAUUAGGACAUCGUUGUAGGUACGGUUAACACUAAACAGCUCCACUGCUGCACUGUUGGGAAAGUGCCAUUUUAACUUUUGUUUUUUGUUUUUGUUUUUU
This is a messenger RNA of Menidia menidia (Atlantic silverside), 1885 nucleotides long. Lineage: Eukaryota; Metazoa; Chordata; Actinopteri; Atheriniformes; Atherinopsidae. The record is from the annotation of a GenBank genome assembly.